UACAACCACAAGAGCAGUUCAGUGAUGGAACAAAACUAACAAGUUGAUUUUUACUGUCAAGAAAACAUAGGCGAGAGAUGAUGCAGUAAAUUUUAAAGAUCUUACGGGGAUUAUCCGCAUUUACAAUUACAUCUCCAGUCAUUUCACGGAGUGCUCGAGUGAACGUACUGGUGGGAAAACUAGUGUGAAAAGAAGACUGUUGAGAUUUGGAAGAGUGCGCGAAACACUCGGAACAGUGACUGUAGAUGUUUUACAUCUUUCCUGCCAUAUACGCUUUAUGGCUGUGAACAUUUGUGGAUUGUGAGUUUUGAGCACAAAAGGCUCGUAUUAUAUCCAGAAAAAGUCUUGAUAAGAUGAAGGGAGCAAUCCAAGCACUUCUACUCUGUUCGUGUAUCUUGGGCGUAAAGGUGGCUAUAAGCGAGACCUGUGCCAGUAAGCAGUUCACAAACACAGGUGAAUGUUGCAGCAUGUGUGCGGCAGGCACUGGUUUGGCAGCCAGGUGUGGCCAGGAAGACACUACUUGUCAGCCAUGUCAAGAUGGUGUGUCAUUCUCAGACUCAGAGGGCCUUUCAGCUUGUCUGCUGUGUGCCCGCUGCCCUAUUGGAAUUCAGGAACUGGCACGCUGCACUCCCACUCAGGAUACCCAUUGUGAUUGCGGUGAGCAUUUCUUCCUGUGGCGGGAGGAUAGCAACCCAAAUGGUCUCUGUGCAGCCUGCACACUGUGCAACCAUGGAAGCGGAAUGGUUCGGCCCUGUGGACCACUGGGAAAUACUGUUUGCGAGCGAUGCAAACCAGGAACUUACUCAAAGGAGAAAAGCGACUGGAAAUCAUGUGUGCCCUGUUCAAGCUGUAGUGACGAUGAGGUGGAGAUCAGACCCUGCAUGCCUGAAUUUGACACUGUCUGUAUGGUAAAAGACCUCAACAUCCUGUCCCGGCCGGCAAGUUCUGAAUUCCCCCGCUGGCCAACUCUGAGCGAGGACACGGAUAACAGGAGCAGCACAGCUCCAGGUUCAGAAGCACCUCGACUCACACCUCCGGACCAGGGAGGCAGCAACAACAUCAUGGUCUAUGUGUCUGUACUGGCUGCAGUGGUGCUUGGUCUCCUGUUCUACGUCGCCUACAAAUGCUGGAAGUCCUGUCAACAGAAGCAGGCUCUUGCUAAAGCUCGCGUCGGAGAGUUGAACAAUGCUGGAGAGGGAGAGAAAUUACACAGUGACAGUGGUGUGUUCCUGGACUCUCACAGCCUUCAAGACAGCCAGCCCAGCAAAGGCAGUAAACGGGACAGCAAACAAGACACACGGCUUUACGUGAACCUGCCCCCCGUCAGGCAGGAGGAGGUGGAGCGACUUCUCGUAGAGAGUGGCAGCCGGAGCUGGAGGCAGCUGGCUACCACGCUUGGUUACGAACAAGAGCGUGUGGACAUGUUUGGACGGGGCCAGGACCCCAUCCACACCCUAUUGACUGACUGGGCACAGCAGGAGGGCUCCACGUUGGGCCUGCUCUGCUCCGCUCUCACCCGCAUUGGGCGGCCGGAGGUCAUUACUGUCCUCACGGCCCCCAAUCAAGGAGUGUCAUUGGUCUGAAAACUUGAAUAUAUUUUUACCACUUAAUGAAAGUGAAAGAGACACAGAGGAAGAGUAAAAUUACAGAGGAAGAGUGCAAACCCCAAUCAUUUUCGAACGGGAAUGCCAUGUUGCGUGCACUAAGACUUUGAAGACCGGGAUUAGAAAUAAUAACAAGGUUUAGUAUUCAUAGUAAUGUUUCACUUAUGAAUUUUGUUUCUACAGGCUUUCUGAGAUGUUCUUCAAUCUCAGAUUAAUUUCUGCUCAAGAUCUAGAUGUUUCCUGCAGUAUCCAAAAGAGAGUUUAUGCUUUGUAGUGUCAAAACAAACUCCAUUUUCUCUCUUUGUCAGUGUUAUGGGUGCUUGUGGUUUCAGCUAUGGUUGAUAUCAAAGAACAUGAACUUUUGUGAGCUGCUCUCUAUGCUCUGCGGCCUCAUAAAUGACAGUUUUCCCAUUUGUGUGGAAAAGCCUCAUAGUGCCAGAGAAAGUAUCGUGCAUGCAAUGCUGUCAUGAUUUUGUAUUUAUAUUUCAGCGCUUCUGCCAUUUGAACAAGUCAACAAAGUUGGACAAAGUAUUCAGCUUCGACACAGUGGCUUGUCAAGGGCAGCUUACACUGUGAGGGAUGUUAUGAUUUCCAGAUAGAAAGGAAAACCACUAAAUGAGCUGUACAAAGAACUUGUAUGUUGAGAAGAACAAACAUACGGAUGAGGUGCCUUAAGAGUAAAUGUUUAUGAUUGGUUUUUAAGCUUGGUAGAUCAGUCUGCACUGAUCAAUAAAUCUUUUAUUUUAUUUUUGUCUAGUUUUUCUAUAAAAAAUUUUAAAACGUAUAAUUCUUAAAUGUAGAUAAAUUCACUUUAGAAGACUUGUUCUCUUAGAAUAUCUGUUUACUAUUAAGUUUACUUUUCUUACUCCAUUGACAGUUUUGUUUUCUUAGUUCCAGCAUAAGCCUCUCAAAAUUUUGUAAGAUAUAAGACAAAUAAGAUAUAUUUUCUGAAAACAAAUCUUAAUAUGUUGUGUAAUUUUGCUUCGAGUAAACGUAUCUUUGUUUAAGGAAGUUAAGGUAUUUUUACUGGAAAACGAGACAAAACAAAAUAAUGCAGCACAUAGACACGAGUGCCUGGUUUGCACUUUAACAAACAGCGCAAUGGAAGCCUACACAGCUUAGGUUACAUCCUGAGGGCAAAAACUUCUCUUGUGCCUUGACGUUGCAUGCUCUGUUUUGUGCUUUGAUGGGUUUACUCUACAAUGCAUGUAUUUUACGAUCAUUUCUAUAUUUGAGUGCCGAGUUCUGGUUGAGUGUAGAUGCUUUCCAUAUUCAUUACAUUAAUCACUUAUGUUUGUUCUUUUCAUUAAUGAAAUAUAUUUGUAUUUUUCAAAAAAUAAAUAAAUUGUGUGAGCAAAGAAUUGGCCUUUUUAUGACCCUGAAAAUGUUUUCAAUGCUAGGCAGUGUAUGAUGUUAUGAAAGCAGUGUUACUUUGAAAACAGGAUUUGAACUUGGGAGGAUUUUUUGUUUCUGGCACCAUUAACCCAAAACAGCAAUUCAUUGGGUUAAUCUCAGGCUCUUUGGUGGUUCCAUGACUUCAGAUAUUGAUUCAUUCUUUUCUCUUUCUCCUAAUACUCAUGUAUCUUCGCCCUUCCUGUCCAUUUAAAGAGAACAUACUCUAAAACAAAUGGUGUGCAUUUUACUUUAAAACCAUAGCCAGAUGAAGUUGUUCAGGCAUGUCAAUGGCUGCCUUUUUUUCUGGGCUAAUUGCUCAGCUUGGCAAGCGAGAGCUGCAAGAUGUGUAAAUCAGUUCGAAAGUCAAAGUAAUGAUGUGUUAAUGCCAACUCGACACCUAACCAAAAACAGCAGUUUAUUGGCAGUUAGAAUUGUCUGACUUUUAAAAAGCGAUCACAAUAGCAUGCUUUGUUUGCAUAUUAAACGUUUUCAUCUGUACUUUUCCUGUGGUCAAGACUAUAGUCGGGCAGUAGGUACAAUUUAAAAAAUGGGGAAGCACAUAUUAAGGCAUGGGUAUUAAUUAUUUCCCUAACAUUGGAGAUGAACAUAACACAUUUCUGUGGGAAGUACGAGUCCACGACAUGUUUUUUUUUUUUUUUUCACAACCAAAACAGAUAACUGUUAUUUAUGUUUAAGUGUCCAAUUUGUAUUGUGCCUUAUUCUUGCCAUGGAAUAAAAAAA
Xyrauchen texanus (razorback sucker) is the source of this 3740-nucleotide messenger RNA. RefSeq names its product neurotrophin receptor associated death domain (gene nradd). Gene Ontology annotation, molecular function: sequence-specific DNA binding; nerve growth factor binding; coreceptor activity. Gene Ontology annotation, biological process: regulation of DNA-templated transcription; Rho protein signal transduction. Gene Ontology annotation, cellular component: cell surface; plasma membrane. Lineage: Eukaryota; Metazoa; Chordata; Actinopteri; Cypriniformes; Catostomidae. The transcript has 6 exons. The record is from RefSeq and is a predicted model, not a curated record. Bases 354 to 1583 code for a protein of 409 amino acids.